AUGGAGAUGAUGAGAUCGACGUCGCGCGAAAUGAUUUUUGCGAGGGUGUUUCUAGUACUAUCGUGGAAUCUGAUGUCUCGGUCUGCCAACACUGUAUCGCUGUGCUACAAUCACAUGGAGUGGGGAGAGGACGCACUAAAAGUGUUCUUUGCUCACAUGAAGAAUGACCAACGAGGCACACGCCCUCGAGACCCCCGGCACAUCUACGCGAAUCCACCGAUGCCAGAGGUCUGCCCAAUUCUCGCCAUAGGUCUCUACUGGAUGGUAUAUGGCGUCGAUUCAAACGUGAACCAAGUAUUUCCUGGAAACGACCAAUACGACCGCUUCCGAAAAACACUCCGUCGGGUGUCAGAGUCCCCUGGUGUGAAAAACGAGUUAGACCGCGUUGGCGUACGCUGUGAUGACAUUGGUACUCAUUCUAUGAGAAAAGGAUCUGCUACCUAUUGCUCUUCAGGCUCAACAGCGUGCCCACCAGCAAUAGCAGUGCACUUACGGGCUGGAUGGGCUCUUGGUGGCGUCCAAGACCGAUAUUUACGACACGAUUCGGCUGGUGAUAUGCUUGUUGGUCGCACGGUGUCCGGUUUGCCAAUCCAUAAAUCUGAGUUUGCAAUUCUUCCACCCAGGUUUAAAGGCGGGCGAUAUCAAGUUGAGACGGCAAAACGAAUUUGCUUUCGUGGUUUGCCCCCGAACGUCUCAUUAAUUGGCGAAUAUGCUCUAGCGUCUACCGUCUACCACUACGCGUACUUGAAGGAGCACCAUCCUGAUGAACACCCAAUUUUUCAAGCGUCUUUGAUGCGAAACGAGCAGAAAAUUCAAGAAUUGAAGGAGUUUAUUAUCUGUGACGAGGCCAGCAGUGAAGAGACGAUCACUGCCACUGGUGUUUCACCCCACGUUGUUUUAUAA
This is a messenger RNA of Phytophthora nicotianae INRA-310, 903 nucleotides long. RefSeq lists its product as hypothetical. The coding region runs from base 1 to 903 and encodes 300 amino acids. Gene Ontology annotation, biological process: DNA integration; DNA recombination. The transcript is spliced from 2 exons. NCBI's taxonomy places the organism in Eukaryota, Oomycota, Peronosporomycetes, Peronosporales, Peronosporaceae. Gene Ontology annotation, molecular function: DNA binding. The record is from RefSeq and is a predicted model, not a curated record.